CCAGCUUCCAAGGUCGUAUCAUCAACACCUUGAUAGCUCCAGCGGAGAAACACAGCAUGCCCCGAGGAAGUCCUCCAUCGUUGGCCACCCCCUGCCAGCACCUGCAUCUCCAGACUCCUCCUCAGUGGCACCUGCUGUCCACUCUUUCUGUUUCUCGUCCACUGGCACUUGACAAAAGAAAGAAGUUAUAUCCGUGUUCGAUGCCCAAAACAUGGAAGCUUUCCAAGUGGGGUUGGCCAUGCUUACCAUGCUGUGUUUCCAUCCCCCACUGUGUCGAUCAUUGGUUGAACAUGAGGGGCAAGAACAUGAUAGUAUCUCUUUCUUAUCGUGGGUUGAAGUCUCUAGGACAGCUUAAAUAAAACUUCUCUGCCAAGGGCUUCAAGAGACUGUUCCUCUCCUCUUCUUGUCCAAGCCUUUCACUGGGGGUCUCAUCCAUCGCAUAGGUCAUUACAUCUCGGAAGUUCGGGAUAAUAUUACCCGUCGGUCACCAUGCACACCAAGGCUCUACUUCUCGCCUCCAUCCCCGCGGCUACGGCUGCCGAGACCAUCCUCGGUGCCUACAUCUUCAGCCGUCACGGUGACCGCACCACCAAGGCCUACUCUCCAACGAAGCUUACUGCUCUCGGUGCUGAGCAAGUCUACCUCUCCGGCUCUUGGUACCGCUCCCGCUACAUCGACGAGAAGUCCUCCACCCGCAUCAACGGCAUCUCGUCCGACCUCGCCGAUCUCACUGAGCUUGCCGUCACUGCGCCCGCCGACAAUGUUCUCCAGGGUAGUGCUGGCUUUUUCCUCCAGGGCUUGUACCCUCCUGCUGGCUCUGUCAACUCUCAGAAGCUCGCCAAUGGCACCACGAUCGAAGCUCCUCUGAGCGGGUACCAGUAUAUUCCCGUCAACUCUGCGACAGUGACGAGCCGCGGCAGCAAUCAGGCCGAGUCUAGUGCCUGGCUGCAGGGAAACAGCGGGUGUCCAGCUGCCGUGAACAGCAGCCAGGCGUAUUACCAGAGCAAGGAGUACUUCGAGCUUCUGGGGAGUACCAAGGAGUUCUACCAGAGCCUGUUGCCUGUUUAUGAGUCAACCUUCCCCAGCGAAAGUGCCACCUUCAAGAACGCUUAUAGCAUCUUCGACUACAUCCACGUCUCCACCAUCCACAACACCUCCAUCCCUUCCUCCAACCUUCUCACCCCUUCUAACCUCCAAACCCUCUCCGACCUUGCCAACAUCCACGAGUUCGGUCUCGGCUACAACGCCUCCUCGCCCAUCCGCGCCGUCGCCGGCUCCGUCCUGGCCUCGCACAUUGUCUCCACCCUCAACUCCUCCAUCUCUUCUUCUUCUUCUCAAAAGCUCAACAUCCAAUUCGGCCCCUACGGCACUUUCGGCUCCUUCUUCGGCCUCUCUCAGCUCCCUGCCGUGUCGUCGGACUUUACCGCCAUUGUCGAUUAUGCCAGCUCCAUGACUUUUGAGCUGUUUACUACUUCGUCUUCCUCUUCUCCUUCGGAGAACGAGGUCUUUGUCCGUUUCUUGUUCGCCAAUGGUACUGCCUCGGACAGCAACCCCGCCAAGGUAUACCCCUUGUUCGGCCAGGACAAGACGGAGUUGCCGUGGACGACUUUUGUGAGCGAGAUGAACAAGAUUGCGCUCGAGGGAGGCAGCAAGGAAUGGUGCAAUGCUUGUGGAGAGAAGACGGGACAGUGCGCUGAUUACUACCCUGCCGAGUCCGCUGGUGUUGCUGCUGCUGCUAAGAGUGGCAAUGGAAUGAGCAAUGCUGUUGCUGGUGUUAUUGGUGCUAUGGUUACCCUGGGUGUGGUGCUUGGUCUGCAGGCUCUGAUCUUGGGCGUAGGUGGCCUGAGGUUGACCAAGAGGAGAAAGCAGGAUCCCAGUGAAGUUUUCCAGGUUCCGGCUGGCAAGACUAGCUUUUCGGAUACUUCGUCUACUCAGAAGGCUUAAAUUGGAGGGGACGAUGGGGGGUUAGUUGUCGAAGUUGAUGCUGAUAUGAUGACAUGAUAUGUUAUGAGAAAAUAGCAAGCAAAAGGGGGGAGUUCAGCGAGUGCACAGCAGCUACCCGCUUGAGAUGAAAUCAAAUGAAGAUUUUUGAAUGAUGUUGAUGGCCGUAAGGGACGAAGUGAUUGUGUAUUUCAUUCCUGCGAGUGUCUCAUACCCAGAGAAUCCUUCGUGUACACUUCUCCACAUCUUCUCUUCCAUCACUGUGUACAACACAAAAAACGAGGGU
Messenger RNA from Neurospora crassa OR74A, 2227 nucleotides. RefSeq lists its product as hypothetical. The coding region runs from base 490 to 1944 and encodes 484 amino acids. The record is from RefSeq and is a predicted model, not a curated record. Gene Ontology annotation, molecular function: phosphatase activity. The transcript is spliced from 2 exons. Gene Ontology annotation, biological process: dephosphorylation. NCBI's taxonomy places the organism in Eukaryota, Fungi, Ascomycota, Sordariomycetes, Sordariales, Sordariaceae.